GCCGAUAGCGGGCUGAGAACAGCAGCUGCCGCCACCGCCUCGGCCGAUAUCAGAGGGGUAGCCGUGUUAGUCUGAAUCUGUAAAAAGCAACAGAGGGUCCUGUGGCACCUUUGAGACUAACAGAAGUACUGGGAGCAUAAGCUUUCGUGGUGGAAAUUGCACAAAAAUGUCUCUCUAUCCUUCUCUGGAAGAUCUGAAAGUGGACAAGGUAAUUCAGGCCCAGACUGCCUUUUCGUCAAACCCUGCCAAUGCAGCAAUUUUGUCUGAAGCCUCCACUCCCAUCCCUCAAGAUGGAAGCCUCUAUCCCAGACUAUACCCAGAACUUUCUGAGUACAUGGGUCUGAGUCUUAAUGAAGAAGAGGUACAGAAAAACUUGCCAAUGGUUGCAGAUACACAAUCUCAGGGGCAGCUGGUAACAAGACCCUCCAGUGUGAAUUAUAUGGUGGCUCCAGUAACUGGAAACGAUAUUGGAAUUCGCAGAGCAGAGAUUAAACAAGGCAUCCGUGAAAUAAUUGUGUGUAAAGAUCAGGAUGGAAAAAUCGGACUUCGUCUUAAAUCUAUAGACAAUGGUAUAUUUGUCCAGUUAGUACAAGCCAACUCUCCAGCAUCUUUAGCUGGUCUGAGGUUUGGGGACCAAGUUCUGCAAAUUAAUGGUGAAAAUUGUGCAGGAUGGAGCUCUGAGAAAUCCCAUAAAGUUCUCAAGCAGGCUUCAGGGGAGAGAAUUUCGAUGAUCAUUCGUGACAGGCCUUUUGAACGAACUCUUACUAUGCAUAAGGACAGCACAGGUCAUGUUGGUUUCAUAUUCAAAAAUGGAAAAGUAACCUCAAUAGUGAAAGACAGUUCUGCUGCUAGAAAUGGACUUCUUACAGAGCACAACAUGUGUGAAAUAAAUGGCCAGAACGUAAUUGGACUGAAGGACUCCCAAAUUGCAGAUAUAUUGGCAACAGCUGGGAAUGUUGUGACAAUUACUAUCAUGCCUUCAUAUAUCUUUGAACACAUAAUUAAGAGAAUGGCUUCUGGCAUCAUGAAAAGUCUGAUGGACCAUACAAUCCCUGAAGUCUAAAUUUAAAGCCAUUGUAUUGUAUAUGCAUCUGUAAUGAGAACUCAGCUAAUCUUGGGCUAUUCUGCUCAGCAACUUCUUUGGAUUCUACACAUGAGCCUUCCUUGAGGCCAAGAGGGGAUAUGCUGCAUUGAACAUUUUACAUUAUAUAUAAUGCCUGGGAAUGUUACAGUUCAACAUGUUAUCUUGUUUAUUCAUACAACUGUAAGACUUAUUUGUAGUCUAAUGCUGAUUUUACAAAUGUGAAAUUUUCAACAAAGUUCUGCUGAUCUUUUUCUGUAGGAUCAUGCUACUCUAGUUUACUACUGUUUCUAUGAUUAUAAGCCAUUGCAACUAAAGGAAACUAAUACAUGUUUCUUCUGCACGUGAUAGUAUCAGUUAUCCAUGAUUUAGAACAUAUUGCUGCUCUUUGUAUGUUCCUUUUCGGACAAAUAAGUAUUUUUAUUGCCUUCUCUUUGUAACCAUAUAUUUAGAACAGUAUAUUUAGAAGAUUGACUGACUAUUUUAGUGGUAGUGUACUUUUUGUUCAAGUAAUCUUGUUGGCCAAAAAAGCCAAUUGAAAACCAUGUUUAGCUAAUAUUGGCAUUAAACCUUAAAGAAGCGCUUUAAAUAUCGAUUGUUAUGCUCAACUUUUUACUACUCUUACUUUACAAAUUGUAACUCUCGAAUAUUCUUAAAUUCUGUAUCCUUAACCAUGUUUAAAAAUAAAGUUCAGGAAUAACCAAAUAAGA
Messenger RNA from Malaclemys terrapin pileata, 1791 nucleotides. RefSeq names its product syndecan binding protein (gene SDCBP). Gene Ontology annotation, biological process: positive regulation of transforming growth factor beta receptor signaling pathway. NCBI's taxonomy places the organism in Eukaryota, Metazoa, Chordata, Testudines, Emydidae. The record is from RefSeq and is a predicted model, not a curated record. Bases 167 to 1063 code for a protein of 298 amino acids. Gene Ontology annotation, cellular component: plasma membrane; cytoplasm. Gene Ontology annotation, molecular function: syndecan binding. The transcript has 10 exons.